Molecule: messenger RNA, 1401 nt
Organism: Chrysoperla carnea
Lineage: Eukaryota; Metazoa; Arthropoda; Insecta; Neuroptera; Chrysopidae
Gene: Kua
Product: plasmanylethanolamine desaturase
Exons: 4
Coding region: 369-1352 (327 amino acids)
Molecular function (GO): oxidoreductase activity
Source: RefSeq, a predicted model, not a curated record
GUCAACAUCGUGGUCAAUCGAGUUAUUUCAAUUUAUAUAUACGCCAACGAUAAAACUAAAACUAGUUGAAUUCGUCGAUUUGUAACAGUCGGACACGGACACACUUAAAAAAAAACUUACAGUUGUGACUGUGAGAGCGUGAGGACUGAAGAGAUAGACUGACUGUACUGCGAGUACUCGUGAGGUGUUCUAUGAAAAACGCGAUGAUCACACCGCGCUAAAAUUAUGUCAUUUCAUUCAUAAAAAAUUUUUAUAAUUUUAGUUUUUAAACAAAAAUAUGUUGUGAUAUUUAAUUAAUUAAAAAAAAAUUAUUAUUAUUUAUUAAAAAAAAAUUUUUUUUUUUUUAAACUGUGACAAAAAAAAAUAUUAUGGCAUUCCAGUUGCCUCUAACCCCUCCAUGUCCACGGCGUUUCGUGGGUGGUUUUGAUAAUAUUACACAAAAAAUGAUUGAUGCCGCUGCCGAACAAUUGGAAAUUGGUUCAUCAUGUAUGAAAACUAAUUUUCUAGCACCAGUGAAAACUGAUCAAGAUAUCUUAGAAAAUUCAAUGCUUGAGGAUGAUCCAAAUGCAAAUUGUGCGAUUACACAUGAGGAGAAAACACGACCGAGAUGGGGUCCACAACAUAAGGGGGCACAAGAGCUUGCGAAUUUAUAUAGCAAGGGUAAACGAACUCAGGAAUCAAUUUGUGUUGGUAUAUGCAUCACAUUAAUGGCUGUGAAUUUUUUUUUUAUAAUACUACAUUUACGUUUCGAAAAUUUAAGCACAAUAAUUAUGGCAGCAUUAUUCGGUAUAAUUACUGCUGAUUUUAGUUCAGGGCUUGUACAUUGGGGUGCUGAUACAUGGGGCUCAGUCGAUUUACCAAUUAUAGGAAAGAAUUUUUUACGACCAUUUCGUGAACAUCAUAUCGAUCCAACAUCCAUAACUCGUCACGAUUUUAUCGAAACAAAUGGUGAUAAUUUUUCGGUAACGAUACCUGUUUUAGCAUUAUUAGCAUGGAAUUUUAUAUCAUCACCAGAAGAAGAUUUACAAAAGAAAUUUCCAUGGACAUGCUAUUUAUUUUUAUUAUCAUUAUUUAUAGCGUUAACUAAUCAGAUUCAUAAAUGGUCUCACACAUAUUUCGGAUUACCACGAUGGGUAAUGUUUUUACAAGAUCAUCAUGUAAUUCUUCCACGUCGACAUCAUCGAAUACAUCAUGUAGCACCACAUGAAACAUAUUUUUGUAUAACAACAGGAUGGUUAAAUUGGCCUUUAGAAAAAAUACAAUUUUGGCAAAUACUAGAAUAUAUGAUUGAAGUAAUUACAGGUUAUAAACCACGUGCCGAUGAUAUGAAAUGGGCACAAAAACGCACGUGAUCGAUUGUUUUAAUUUAUUUAUAUGAAAAACAAAUUAUUACUUAUUAUA